UCCGCUGGAGCGCGUACGCUUUUGCUGCACCUCAGAGACGAAGGGUUUUCAGUAGCCGUUUACCGGGCCGUUUCUGUUUAUUACUGACACCGUGGACAUACUAAAGAAUAGACGUUUAUAUGGACUGACGGACGCUUUGGCGCAUUUAAUGUGAGAUUGGAUGCUAGUGGAUGGCAUGCAGCAUCUUCAGGAGAAUACAGCGCACUGUGGCCAAUUCAUGAAUUUCAGCUAAAAGAAUGACUGGAGUAUGACGUCUCAAAGGAAAAUGCAGAUCAGCCAUGCCUCCUUUGCUGAUCUCCAUCAAGGGCACUCAUUUUAUACUGUUUUCUGGGACUCUCCCUCAUCUCUUGGGUAGUUUCAAUUUCAACAAAUAUUAUAUAACACGGAAAAACGUAUCAUUUCAGGACGAUAAUAUUUUGUAACAAGAAAGAUGAAAUUUCCUUUUAUUCAAAGUCCCAGUUAAAACAAAUCACAUACAUCAAGAGCUCCAACAAGGGGUAAAACUCAAACUGUGUACAGCACAGAUGAGGUUGCAUUAUGGCAGCUGAAUCUCCUAAACAGCUGCAUUCACAUAUUUCGUUCGGAGGAGAGUGAUAGUUGUACAAUGCAGCGAAACGGAGGCAUCGUUGGGAACGGUGGCCAGCCAUGGGUACUGAGGCGAGUACGGCUCACCUGGCUCAGUUUCAUGCUCUUCUUCAUCCUGGUCUUCUUCCCUCUCAUUGCACAUUACUACCUCACCACAAUAGAUGAAGCAGGAGGACCAGAUAAGCGAAUCUUUGGCCCAAGACCUGGAGGAGAGUUGUGUGAAGCGAAGCAUGUGCAAGACCUUUGUCGUAUACGGGAAUCUGUCAGUGAAGAGCUACUUCAGCUUGAGGCAAAGCGUCAAGAGCUCAAUGGCGAGAUAGCCCGACUUAACCUACGCAUCGAGGCCUGCAAACGUAGUAUCGACAGUGCCAAACAGGAUUUGCUACAACUCAAAAAUGUCAUCAGCCAGACGGAGCACUCUUACAAGGAACUUAUGGCACAAAACCAGCCAAAAUUGUCAUUGCCAGUAAGACUUUUACCAGACAAGGAUGAUCCUGGUUACCCUCCUCCAAAGUCAUCCCAAAGCUGUCGAUUGCAUUCUUGUUUUGAUUACGCUAGAUGUCCUCUUACAUCUGGCUUCCCUGUCUAUGUUUAUGACACAGGAUCAUACCCUUGGGGUGAAAAGUUGGACCCUCUUGUCAAACAAGCUUUUGCGUCAUCUGUCAAAAGCAGUGUAUAUGUGACCGAUAAUCCAAACAUUGCUUGUCUGUACAUAGUUCUUGUUGGGGAAAUACAAGAAUCACCCUCCUCCCUGCCUGCUUUACCUUCAGACCUUGAAAAACAACUUAAGGCUUUGCCGUAUUGGAGGUCGGAUGGUCACAACCACCUGCUUGUACACCUUUCCAUAAAUUCUCUGACACAGAACUUCCUCUACAAUGUGAGCACAGGACGAGCAGCAGUGGCACAGUCUACCUUUUUUGAACGACAGUAUAGAGAAGGUUUUGACUUGGUGGUGUCUCCUCUAGUCCAUGCUCUGUCUGAGCCUAACUUCUUGGAGGUGCCUCCGCAAGUCCCAGUUAAGAGGAAGUACCUCUUUACCUUUCAGGGAGAAAAAGUUGAGUCUUUAAGAAGCAGUUUGCUUGAAGCCCCUCCACAAUCCUUUGAAGAGGAAAUGGAAAGUGAUCCACCAGCAGACUAUGACGAUCGAAUCAUUGGCACACUUAAAGCUGUACAGGACAGUCACCUAGACCAGGUUCUUUUGGAGUUUACUUGCAAGAAUCAAGCCAAGCCAAGUUUACCAACAGAGUGGGCAUUGUGUGGCAAGCGUGAAGAUCGUUUAGAGGUACUCAAAGUCUCUACAUUUGCCUUGGUAAUAUCUCCAGGUGAUGGCCAGCUGGUGGCAUCUGCUGGCUGUAGCAUGAGACUUUUUGAGGCUUUGGAAGUUGGGGCAAUACCUGUGGUACUUGGUGACCACUCAAAAUUGCCCUACCAUCAUCUCAUACGCUGGAGUGAGGCAGUCAUAAUGGUGCCAAAACCUCGCAUUACGGAACUGCACUUUCUCUUGCGUAGCAUCUCAGACAAUGAUCUUCUUGCUAUGCGACGACAAGGACGGUUUCUUUGGGAGACCUAUUUCUCCACCUCUGAAAGCAUCUUCAAUACCAUUCUGGCUAGUGUGCGCACCAACAUCCAGAUCCCAGCAGCACCCAUACGUGAGGAACCUGCUCAGGAGAUUCCUCACAAAGCUGGAAAGUUGGCAGGGACCGAUGCUAACCUGGCAGACAAUGGUGACUUAGAUCUUGGGCCUGUUGAAGUAGAGCCUCCUUACGCUUCACCACGUUUCUUGCGCAACUUCACCUACACAGCUGCUGAUGUCUACCGCACCUGGAAUCGUGCACCCGGCCCUUUCCACUUAUUCCCACAUACUCCCCUGGACCCUGUACUUCCCUCAGAGGCCAAGUUUUUGGGGUCAGGAACUGGUUUCCGCCCAAUCGGUGGAGGUUCUGGUGGAUCUGGUAAAGAGUUCCAGGCCGCUCUUGGUGGUAACGUCCCACGGGAGCAGUUCACUGUGGUCAUGCUUACUUAUGAACGAGAGGAGGUUCUUAUGAACUCACUGGAGAGACUAAAUGGCCUUCCUUAUCUCAACAAAGUGGUAGUGGUGUGGAAUUCCCCCAAACCACCAUCUGAUGAUCUCAUUUGGCCAGAUAUUGGUCUGCCUAUUGUGGUGGUACGCACCGGGAAGAACAGCUUAAACAAUCGCUUCCUUCCUUGGGAUGCAAUCGAGACUGAGGCGAUUUUGUCUAUAGAUGAUGAUGCCCAUCUUCGCCAUGAUGAAAUCAUGUUUGGCUUCAGGGUGUGGAGGGAGGCCAGAGACCGGAUCGUGGGCUUCCCGGGAAGGUUUCACGCCUGGGAUUUAAAUCACCAAUCUUGGCUCUACAACUCCAACUACUCCUGCGAGCUCUCCAUGGUGCUGACGGGUGCGGCCUUCUUCCACAAGUAUUACGCGUAUCUCUAUUCCUACGUCAUGCCUCGAGCCAUACGAGAUAUGGUGGACGAGUACAUCAACUGUGAGGAUAUCGCCAUGAACUUCCUGGUGUCGCAUAUCACUCGCAAACCCCCAAUCAAGGUGACGUCCCGUUGGACCUUCCGAUGUCCUGGCUGCCCGCAGGCUCUGUCGCACGAUGAUUCGCAUUUCCACGAGCGUCACAAGUGCAUCAACUUCUUCGUAAAAGUCUACGGAUACAUGCCGCUGUUAUACACUCAGUUCAGAGUGGACUCGGUACUCUUCAAGACUCGGCUGCCCCACGACAAGACCAAAUGUUUUAAAUUCAUUUAGCGGGAGCGUGGGGGACAUCCGGCGGACAUGGGACGAUCUCUCUCACUCUCUGGGAGCGCUAAGGGAAUUAAAGCUUUCUUGUAAAUAGCGGAGAAUUUUACUUUGAACUCGUCUUCCUUGAAGCCAAGGGAGAACUAUUAUGAAACGAACGAUUACCAUCAGGCGUUUUUGAACAUGCGUUAUUCAUUAGCAACCACUACGGGCUUGAUUUGCACCACUUCAUGGGCCGCCUGAGACAGGGACGCUUUAAUGGACAUCCGACCGAUGUUAUACUGACAGAACAUGCAUAAUUCUGAACUAACGGAGGCUGUUUUUAAAGGACGUAUCUGAGAAUAAUGGAGAAAACUUAGUGUCAUCACUCUAAAUGCUUUUAUUUUUUACUUUCUGUGCAUAUAUUCUCUGGUUUGAAACGCACUGAUGGUCGGGUUUUUUACUUGUGUGUGGGUGUGUGUACUGGUUUUGGUGGUUUAUGAGGACAUUGAUUUUUUUAAUGACCUAGGAAUUAAAAUAUUGAGGUGGUUUAUAAGGACAUGCAUUGUGUCCUUGUAAUUCAAAAUUGUUAGAAGUUAUAUUCAAUGGGUAUUUUGGAUGAAAAAUUGGCCACAGGUUUCCUGUAAGGGUUGGGUUUAGGUUAGGGCUAGGGUAAGGCCAAAAAAUAAGGUGGUUUUUUUUGUUUUUUUUUUACAAUGAGAUAGGAAUUGAAAUGUUGAGAUGGUUUAUAAGGACAUGCCUUGUGUCUUUGUAAUUAAAAAUUGUUAAAAGUCAUAUUUAACCAGUAUUUUUGGAUUCAAAAUUGGCCACGGGUAAGGCCAUAUAAUAAAUGUUUUAUUUUUUACAAUAACCUCAGAAAUAAAAUGUUGAGGUUGUUUAUAAGGACAUGCAUUGUGUCCUUGUAAUUCAGAAUUGUUAAAAGUCAUAUUUAAUGUGAUCUUUUUGGAUUCUGAAUUAGUCACAAGUUUCCUGUGGAGUUGGGUUUAGGUUAGGGCUAGGGUAAGGCCAUAUAAUAAGUGUCUUUUUACAAUGACCUAGGAAUUAAUAUGUUGAGGUGGUUUAUAAGGACAUGCCUUGUGUCCUUGUAACUCAAAACUAUUAAAAAUGUAUAUUUACGGGGUCUUUUGGAUUCAUAAAUGACCACGUUUCAUGUGAUGUUUAGGUUAGGGCUGGGGUAGGGCCAUAUAAUAAGCUUUUUUUUUUUUUUUUUUUUCUUUUUGCAGUAUACGAAGUUUUACGCCUACAAAGAGUCCUCGUAAACCACCAAAACCAACAUGUGUGUGUUGUUCUGUAGGUUGAUGGAGACUUAAUGUCGCUAACCAUCACAUGUUUGUUAAUCAUCAGUAUGAAUAGCACAAUUAUCAAACAUAACAGCAUAGGAAUAGCACCAAAAUCCAACUGUUACACGUUCUCAAAAUGUCAGUCAAAAUGUCUGUAAGCUAUUUAGUACAUUUAUGGGAUAACCGAUUCAUCGCAAUGCCUUUUGCUGGGUAAAUCACGCCUGUUGUGUGUCGUUUUAAUAAGGUCAAAUUAUUUCAUAGCUCAAAAUGAUAAAGAAAUGUCCAGGUCAUUUUCAAUGAUAUAGUGUAAGAUAAAAUGUGUUAUUUGUGACAAUAUUUUCAUAAGUUUUAGCAUAAAUAACAUCUAAAUUCUUACAUAAUUUGGUAAAAUAAUUUUUUUAAUCAGUUUCAGUGUUUAUUUUAUGGAUUCUAGUGCAUUUAAAAACCCAAAUUCUCAUAAUAAUACAAAUACAUUUAAUGCAUGAUAAUACAUAAUGCAAAAAGUGCAAUUUGUCAUAAUUUUAAUGACCGUUAUACACAUUUCUGCCUUUUAUCAUUUGCUAUAAUUCCCAAAUUUAAUUGUAAUGCUCAUUAUUUUUUAUUUUAUAACAUAAUAAUUUAGUACAACAGAUAUUGGUCACAUAUAUGAAUACUUACAUUUUAAAUAUAGUGUUUCUUUUUACUUUUAAGUGCUUCGAUGUCAUGAAAAUAAUGUCACAAGUUCAAAUCUUAAUGCACAAUAUUAUUUAUUUCACAUUUCCAUUUGAUUCAGUGAUGAAAUGUGACCUGGAGAUGUUCUUCAUGUGUUUGCGUGUCUGCCUUGAGAUUUACAAGAAGAAUCCAGGUCUGAAAUGUGCACAAAAACAAACGAGUGUGGUUUUGAGGUGGAGAAGUGACAAUGCUAACAGGACGUGCAUUAGUUGCCCUUUUUCCUCUAUAAACGGUACGUGUUUCUUUACAGUGUUGGGAUUUUUCCUAAUUUCAGCAUUCAGCUCCACACUUUCUGUCUUCUGGUUAACCCACGAUGGCUCUCCCGACAUCCUUGACAGGUACAUUUAGGAAAAUGCCUGCGCUAUUGUAAUUUAAUGAGUUUUAUUUUUUAUAAAACAGACAUAAAUGUGGCUUCGUUUCUCUUGGAAGAGGACUUGUCAGAUAUGAUUUCUUUUGUUACUUGGUCAUAUUUUGUAUUGUGUGUAAAUCUAUUGAGCAGGCUUUAAUGUAUUUGUUUUUUUAAGUCGUUAUGAAGACUGUACGGCCUUUGGGUUUGGACUGUAACUGACAAUAUGACAGUAUCGGUAGUAAAGAGUCGAAUGCCAGCAAACAUAACUGACAAACUUCUUCAAACCACACUAAUAAACCAGCCAGUGUCCUCAUCUCUUUCA
Danio aesculapii is the source of this 6011-nucleotide messenger RNA. RefSeq names its product exostosin-like glycosyltransferase 3 (gene extl3). NCBI's taxonomy places the organism in Eukaryota, Metazoa, Chordata, Actinopteri, Cypriniformes, Danionidae. The record is from RefSeq and is a predicted model, not a curated record. Gene Ontology annotation, molecular function: glycosyltransferase activity. The coding region runs from base 605 to 3358 and encodes 917 amino acids. The transcript is spliced from 6 exons. Gene Ontology annotation, cellular component: membrane.